Molecule: messenger RNA, 2461 nt
Organism: Ailuropoda melanoleuca (giant panda)
Lineage: Eukaryota; Metazoa; Chordata; Mammalia; Carnivora; Ursidae
Gene: USP44
Product: ubiquitin specific peptidase 44
Exons: 6
Coding region: 121-2256 (711 amino acids)
Biological process (GO): protein deubiquitination
Molecular function (GO): zinc ion binding; cysteine-type deubiquitinase activity
Source: RefSeq, a predicted model, not a curated record
GGGCGGGGGUCCGGGGGUGAGCGCAAAGAUGGCCGCUCCGGCUCGGGCUGUUUUCAGAUGCUUCAGGUAUCGUGAACAGAGACUUGUUUGGAUUAUGUGUUUCUCAGCUAGACUAAAUAAAUGUUAACAAUGGAUAAGUGCAAACACAUUGGGCAGUUGCGGCUUGCUCAAGACCAUUCCAUCCUCAACCCUCAGAAGUGGCAUUGUGUGGACUGCAAUACAACUGAGUCGAUCUGGGCUUGCCUUAGCUGUUCUCAUGUUGCCUGUGGAAGAUACAUUGAAGAACAUGCACUCAAGCACUUUCAAGAAAGCAGUCAUCCUGUUGCAUUGGAGGUGAAUGAGAUGUAUGUUUUUUGUUACCUUUGUGAUGAUUAUGUUCUUAAUGAUAAUGCAACUGGAGACCUGAAGUUACUACGAAGUAUGUUAAGUGCAAUCAAAAGUCAAAAUUAUCAGUGCACUACUCGUAGUGGAAGGGUUUUGCGGUCUAUGGGUACAAGUGAUGAUACGUACUACUUACAUGAUGGCACCCAAUCUCUGCUUCAAAAUGAAGAUCAAAUGUAUACUGCUCUUUGGCACAGAAGAAGGAUAUUAAUGAGUAAAAUCUUUCGAACUUGGUUUGAGCAAUCACCCACUGGAAGAAAAAGGCAAGAGGAACAAUUUCAGGAAAAAAUAGCAAAAAGAGAAGUAAAGAAAAGACGACAAGAAUUAGAGUAUCAAGUUAAAGCAGAAUUGGAAACUAUACAUCCAAGAAAGAGUUUACGUUUGCAAGGUCUAGCUCAAUCUACCACAGUAGAAAUAGUUCCUGUUCAAGUUCCACUACAAACCCCAGCAUCACCAGCAAAAGAUAAAGUAGUAUCUACCUCAGAAGAUGUAAGGUUAAAAAAAGCCAGUGACUCCUCAGGUAAACGAAGGCCGAUAGUAACCCCUGGUGUAACAGGAUUGAGAAAUUUGGGAAAUACUUGCUAUAUGAAUUCUGUUCUUCAAGUGUUGAGUCAUUUACUUAUUUUUCGGCAAUGUUUUUUAAAACUUGAUCUGAACCAAUGGCUGGCUGUGACAGCUAGUGAUAAGACAAGAUCACCUUAUAAGCAUCCAUCAAUCACAGAUACUGUAUAUCAAAUGAAUGAAUGCCAAGAAACAGAUACGGGCAGUGCUCCCUCCAGACAUCCAAGUUUAUCAUUAGGACUAAGUGGUGGAGCAUCAAAGAGUAGAAAGAUGGAACUUAUUCAGCCAAGGGAGCCAAGUUCACAAUACAUUUCUCUCUGUCAUGAAUUGCAUACUUUGUUCCAAGUCAUGUGGUCUGGAAAGUGGGCCUUGGUCUCACCAUUUGCUAUGCUACACUCCGUGUGGAGACUAAUUCCAGCUUUUCGUGGUUAUGCCCAACAGGAUGCUCAGGAAUUUCUUUGUGAACUUUUGGAUAAAAUACAACAUGAACUAGAGACAACUGGUACUAGGUUACCAGCUCUUAUCCCCACUUCUCAAAGGAAACUUAUCAAACAGGUUCUGAAUGUUGUGAAUAAUAUUUUUCAUGGACAACUUCUUAGUCAGGUUACAUGUCUGGCAUGUGACAACAAAUCAAAUACCAUAGAACCUUUCUGGGACUUAUCACUGGAAUUUCCAGAAAGAUACCAAUGCAAUGGAAAAGAUAUUGCUUCCCAGCCAUGUCGGGUUACUGAAAUGCUGGCCAAAUUCACAGAAACUGAAGCUUUAGAAGGAAAAAUCUACGUAUGUGACCACUGUAACUCAAAGCGUAGGAGGUUUUCUUCAAAAUCAGUUGUACUCACAGAAGCACAAAAACAGCUUAUGAUUUGCCACCUACCUCAGGUUCUCAGACUACAUCUCAAACGAUUCAGGUGGUCAGGACGUAAUAAUCGAGAGAAAAUUGGUGUUCAUGUUGGCUUUGAAGAGAUCUUAAACAUGGAGCCUUAUUGCUGCAGGGAAUCCCUGAAAUCCCUCAGACCAGAAUGUUUUAUCUAUGAUUUAUCUGCUGUAGUAAUGCACCAUGGGAAAGGAUUUGGCUCAGGACACUACACUGCCUACUGCUAUAAUUCUGAAGGAGGGUUCUGGGUACACUGCAAUGAUUCCAAGCUAAGCAUGUGCACUAUGGAUGAAGUAUGCAAGGCCCAAGCUUAUAUCUUGUUUUAUACCCAGCGAGUUACUGAGAAUGGACAUUCUAAACUCUUGCCUCCAGAACUCCUGUCUGGUAGCCAACAUCCCAAUGAAGAAGCUGAUACCUCUUCUAAUGAAAUCCUUAGCUGAUCCAAAGACAGUGGGGCUUUCUUCUCGCGAUUUUAUAUAUACUUUUUUAAAGGGCUUACAAUUUUGAGCUUCAUUGUUUAAUUUUUUACUUAGGAAUCAGUGCACUGUUUAUACAUUUUGUAUCUACAAUAAAACUCCUUUUACAGAGCCAAGAUUAGCAUAAAUACAUAUAUCAAUGACAGCAGGUAACAACUUUUUUCAAGUA